AUGAUAGGAGGCAUUUUUCCUAUUUUCAACAAACAGGAGAAUGUCUUUGCUUCAUUUGAGAUAGAACCACCUAAGGCUGACUGUAAGGGAUUUGACCUGCGAGCUUUUCGAUGGACAAGGACCAUGAUGUUUGCAAUAGAUGAAAUAAACAGUGAUGGUCGUUUGCUUCCCAACAUCUCUCUGGGAUAUAAAAUUCUGGAUUCUUGUGCUUCUCCUUCUAAUGUUUUGCGAGCUGCCCUCACCCUGGUGAGCGAGUCAGAGGAAAAACAAUCUUUCUCUCAGUGUCGUCCACCUCCCAUUGCAGCUCUUGUAGCCGAAUCAGGAUCUACCCAGUCUUUAGCUGUGGCUGGGGCACUUGGGCCAUUCAGAGUGCCAGUAAGUUAUUUUUCAACUUGUGCAUGUUUAAGUGACAAAAGCAAAUAUCCCACAUUUUUUCGCACAAUACCAAGCGACUACCACCAGGCAAAGGCUUUAGCUUUCCUGGUCAAACGAUAUGGAUGGACGUGGAUUGGAGCUCUGCAAUCUGAUAAUGAUUAUGGUCGAAAUGGGAUUUCAGCCUUCACAAAAGAAGUGGAACAACAUGGGGUUUGUAUUGCGUUUGUUGGCACAAUUUUGCGGACGUACCCCCAAAGUAAAAUCCUUGAAGUUGUUGAAAUGAUAAAACAAUCAACAGUGAAAGUGAUUCUAGCAUUUGUACCCGAAGGAGAUCUCUAUCCUUUAAUGAAAGAAGUGGUAAAUCAGAACAUCACAGGAAUACAGUGGAUUGCAAGUGAAGCCUGGGUAACCGCUGACAGACCAUCCACUCCAGAGAUGUUCAAAUAUUUUGGAGGGACAAUUGGAUUUGUGGUCCGAAAGAUGGCCAUGCCCAAACUGGAACCUGUUCUCAAAGACAUCAGCCCUUACCAUGAUUCACAAUCCAGUUUUGUCAGCGACUUCUGGGAAACAAUAGUAAGUGAGCAGUUGAAAAAAGUACAUUUUGUGGAUGCAUUUGGGGAGAAAGUAUUCUUUGACGAGAAUGGAGACCCACCUGCUUCUUAUGAAGUUAUAAACUGGCAGCUGCGGGAAGGGGAGACUCCAAAAGCUGUUUGCUCAGAAAUCUGUCCACAUGGCACAAGGAAAGCACAAAUCAAAGGACUGCCUGUAUGCUGCUUUGACUGCAUUCCAUGUGCUGAUGGUACUAUAUCUAAUACAACAGCAGAUUGUAUCACUUGCCCUGAAGAGUUCUGGUCUAAUGACAGAAAAGACAGCUGCAUUAUGAAAGUCACUGAGUUCCUGUCUUACACCGAAACAAUGGGGAUUGUCCUGAUAGCUGUGUCACUAUUUGGUGCAUGUUUAACUUUUUCAACAAUGGUGGUGUUCAUAUGUUUUAGAGAAACGCCAAUAGUAAAAGCUAAUAAUUCAGAACUGAGUUUACUGUUACUUCUCUCUCUAAUCUUCUGCUUCCUCUGUCCUCUCACGUUCAUCGGUGAGCCCACCAUUUGGUCUUGCAUGCUGCGUCACACAGCAUUUGGCAUCACCUUUGCCCUCUGCAUUUCCUGCGUGCUGGGGAAAACGAUAGUUGUUGUGACUGCUUUCAGAGCAACACUGCCUGGUAACAAUGUGGCAGGGAAGUUUGGGCCAGCCCAACAAAGGGGCAUUGUGUACUCAUGCACUGCAGUUCAAAUUGUUAUCUGUAUUCUCUGGUUAAAGAUCACACCACCAUUCCCAGAUAAAGUUUUUGAGCAGCGUAAUAAAAAAAUAAUUUUAGAAUGUAACACAGGCUCUGAUGCUGCAUUUUACUCAGUUCUAGGAUACAUCGGCCUCCUCGCUAUAAUUUGUUUUGCACUGGCCUUUUUAGCCAGGAAGCUACCUGAUAAUUUUAAUGAAGCCAAAUUCAUCACAUUCAGCAUGCUCAUAUUCUGUGCAGUUUGGAUCACCUUCAUCCCAGCCUAUGUCAGCUCCCCUGGGAAGUACACAGUGGCUGUAGAAAUAUUUGCAAUUUUGUCUUCUGCCUUCGGUUUACUGCUGUGUAUUUUUAUGCCAAAGUGUUACAUCAUUCUAUUCAAACCAGAAACAAACACAAAAAAACAUGUAAUGGGGAAAAGUUCAAAACAUACCAUGUGA
Molecule: messenger RNA, 2103 nt
Organism: Colossoma macropomum (tambaqui)
Lineage: Eukaryota; Metazoa; Chordata; Actinopteri; Characiformes; Serrasalmidae
Product: extracellular calcium-sensing receptor
Exons: 6
Coding region: 1-2103 (700 amino acids)
Biological process (GO): G protein-coupled receptor signaling pathway
Cellular component (GO): membrane
Molecular function (GO): G protein-coupled receptor activity
Source: RefSeq, a predicted model, not a curated record